Closterium sp. NIES-65 is the source of this 8103-nucleotide messenger RNA. The record is from the annotation of a GenBank genome assembly. NCBI's taxonomy places the organism in Eukaryota, Viridiplantae, Streptophyta, Zygnematophyceae, Desmidiales, Closteriaceae.
AUGAGAGUGGCUGAGGCAGCAGAAGGAACGAAGGAGAGGCAGAGCAGGAGAAUCAAGGCAGAGAAGAGCAUAGCGGUAACUCCGACACCAUCCUCUCUUCCCCUUGCCUCUCCUGUGCUCUCCAUCCUCUCUUCCCCUUGCCUCUCCUGUGCUCUCCAUCCUCUCUUCCCCUUGCUUCUCCUGUGCUCUCCAUCCUCUUUUCCCCUUGCCUCUCCUGUGCUCUCCAUCCUCUCUUCCCCUUGCCUCUCCUGUGCUCUCCAUCCUCUUUUCCCCUUGCCUCUCCUGUGCUCUCCAUCCUCUUUUCCCCUUGCCUCUCCUGUGCUCUCCAUCCUCUCUUCCCCUUGCCUCUCCUGUGCUCUCCAUCCUCUCUUCCCCUUGCCUCUCCUUUGCUCUCCAUCCUCUCUUCCCCUUGCCUCUCCUGUGCUCUCCAUCCUCUCUUCCCCUUGCCUCUCCUGUGCUCUCCAUCCUCUCUUCCCCUUGCCUCUCCUGUGCUCUCCAUCCUCUCUUCCCCUUGCCUCUCCUGUGCUCUCCAUCCUCUUUUCCCCUUGCCUCUCCUGUGCUCUCCAUCCUCUCUUCCCCUUGCCUCUCCUGUGCUCUCCAUCCUCUUUUCCCCUUGCCUCUCCUGUGCUCUCCAUCCUCUUUUCCCCUUGCCUCUCCUGUGCUCUCCAUCCUCUCUUCCCCUUGCCUCUCCUGUGCUCUCCAUCCUCUCUUCCCCUUGCCUCUCCUGUGCUCUCCAUCCUCUCUUCCCCUUGCCUCUCCUUUGCUCUCCAUCCUCUCUUCCCCUUGCCUCUCCUGUGCUCUCCAUCCUCUCUUCCCCUUGCCUCUCCUGUGCUCUCCAUCCUCUCUUCCCCUUGCCUCUCCUGUGCUCUCCAUCCUCUCUUCCCCUUGCCUCUCCUGUGCUCUCCAUCCUCUUUUCCCCUUGCCUCUCCUGUGCUCUCCAUCCUCUCUUCCCCUUGCCUCUCCUGUGCUCUCCAUCCUCUCUUCCCCUUGCCUCUCCUGUGCUCUCCAUCCUCUCUUCCCCUUGCCUCUCCUGUGCUCUCCAUCCUCUUUUCCCCUUGCCUCUCCUGUGCUCUCCAUCCUCUCUUCCCCUUGCCUCUCCUGUGCUCUCCAUCCUCUUUUCCCCUUGCCUCUCCUGUGCUCUCCAUCCUCUCUUCCCCUUGCCUCUCCUGUGCUCUCCAUCCUCUCUUCCUCUUGCCUCUCCUGUGCUCUCCAUCCUCUUUUCCCCUUGCCUCUCCUGUGCUCUCCAUCCUCUUUUCCCCUUGCCUCUCCUGUGCUCUCCAUCCUCUCUUCCCCUUGCCUCUCCUGUGCUCUCCAUCCUCUCUUCCCCUUGCCUCUCCUGUGCUCUCCAUCCUCUCUUCCCCUUGCCUCUCCUGUGCUCUCCAUCCUCUUUUCCCCUUGCCUCUCCUGUGCUCUCCAUCCUCUUUUCCCCUUGCCUCUCCUGUGCUCUCCAUCCUCUCUUCCCCUUGCCUCUCCUGUGCUCUCCAUCCUCUCUUCCCCUUGCCUCUCCUGUGCUCUCCAUCCUCUCUUCCCCUUGCCUCUCCUGUGCUCUCCAUCCUCUUUUCCCCUUGCCUCUCCUGUGCUCUCCAUCCUCUCUUCCCCUUGCCUCUCCUGUGCUCUCCAUCCUCUUUUCCCCUUGCCUCUCCUGUGCUCUCCAUCCUCUCUUCCCCUUGCCUCUCCUGUGCUCUCCAUCCUCUCUUCCCCUUGCCUCUCCUGUGCUCUCCAUCCUCUUUUCCCCUUGCCUCUCCUGUGCUCUCCAUCCUCUCUUCCCCUUGCCUCUCCUGUGCUCUCCAUCCUCUUUUCCCCUUGCCUCUCCUGUGUUCUCCAUCCUCUCUUCCCCUUGCCUCUCCUGUGCUCUCCAUCCUCUCUUCCCCUUGCCUCUCCUGUGCUCUCCAUCCUCUCUUCCCCUUGCCUCUCCUGUGCUCUCCAUCCUCUUUUCCCCUUGCCUCUCCUGUGCUCUCCAUCCUCUCUUCCCCUUGCCUCUCCUGUGCUCUCCAUCCUCUCUUCCCCUUGCCUCUCCUUUGCUCUCCAUCCUCUCUUCCCCUUGCCUCUCCUGUGCUCUCCAUCCUCUCUUCCCCUUGCCUCUCCUGUGCUCUCCAUCCUCUCUUCCCCUUGCCUCUCCUGUGCUCUCCAUCCUCUCUUCCCCUUGCCUCUCCUGUGCUCUCCAUCCUCUUUUCCCCUUGCCUCUCCUGUGCUCUCCAUCCUCUCUUCCCCUUGCCUCUCCUGUGCUCUCCAUCCUCUCUUCCCCUUGCCUCUCCUGUGCUCUCCAUCCUCUCUUCCCCUUGCCUCUCCUGUGCUCUCCAUCCUCUCUUCCCCUUGCUUCUCCUGUGCUCUCCAUCCUCUUUUCCCCUUGCCUCUCCUGUGCUCUCCAUCCUCUCUUCCCCUUGCCUCUCCUGUGCUCUCCAUCCUCUUUUCCCCUUGCCUCUCCUGUGCUCUCCAUCCUCUUUUCCCCUUGCCUCUCCUGUGCUCUCCAUCCUCUCUUCCCCUUGCCUCUCCUGUGCUCUCCAUCCUCUUUUCCCCUUGCCUCUCCUGUGCUCUCCAUCCUCUCUUCCCCUUGCCUCUCCUGUGCUCUCCAUCCUCUCUUCCCCUUGCCUCUCCUGUGCUCUCCAUCCUCUCUUCCCCUUGCCUCUCCUGUGCUCUCCAUCCUCUCUUCCCCUUGCUUCUCCUGUGCUCUCCAUCCUCUUUUCCCCUUGCCUCUCCUGUGCUCUCCAUCCUCUCUUCCCCUUGCCUCUCCUGUGCUCUCCAUCCUCUUUUCCCCUUGCCUCUCCUGUGCUCUCCAUCCUCUUUUCCCCUUGCCUCUCCUGUGCUCUCCAUCCUCUCUUCCCCUUGCCUCUCCUGUGCUCUCCAUCCUCUUUUCCCCUUGCCUCUCCUGUGCUCUCCAUCCUCUCUUCCCCUUGCCUCUCCUGUGCUCUCCAUCCUCUCUUCCCCUUGCCUCUCCUGUGCUCUCCAUCCUCUCUUCCCCUUGCCUCUCCUGUGCUCUCCAUCCUCUUUUCCCCUUGCCUCUCCUGUGCUCUCCAUCCUCUCUUCCCCUUGCCUCUCCUGUGCUCUCCAUCCUCUCUUCCCCUUGCCUCUCCUUUGCUCUCCAUCCUCUCUUCCCCUUGCCUCUCCUGUGCUCUCCAUCCUCUCUUCCCCUUGCCUCUCCUGUGCUCUCCAUCCUCUCUUCCCCUUGCCUCUCCUGUGCUCUCCAUCCUCUCUUCCCCUUGCCUCUCCUGUGCUCUCCAUCCUCUUUUCCCCUUGCCUCUCCUGUGCUCUCCAUCCUCUCUUCCCCUUGCCUCUCCUGUGCUCUCCAUCCUCUCUUCCCCUUGCCUCUCCUGUGCUCUCCAUCCUCUCUUCCCCUUGCCUCUCCUGUGCUCUCCAUCCUCUCUUCCCCUUGCUUCUCCUGUGCUCUCCAUCCUCUUUUCCCCUUGCCUCUCCUGUGCUCUCCAUCCUCUCUUCCCCUUGCCUCUCCUGUGCUCUCCAUCCUCUUUUCCCCUUGCCUCUCCUGUGCUCUCCAUCCUCUUUUCCCCUUGCCUCUCCUGUGCUCUCCAUCCUCUCUUCCCCUUGCCUCUCCUGUGCUCUCCAUCCUCUUUUCCCCUUGCCUCUCCUGUGCUCUCCAUCCUCUCUUCCCCUUGCCUCUCCUGUGCUCUCCAUCCUCUCUUCCCCUUGCCUCUCCUGUGCUCUCCAUCCUCUCUUCCCCUUGCCUCUCCUGUGCUCUCCAUCCUCUCUUCCCCUUGCUUCUCCUGUGCUCUCCAUCCUCUUUUCCCCUUGCCUCUCCUGUGCUCUCCAUCCUCUCUUCCCCUUGCCUCUCCUGUGCUCUCCAUCCUCUUUUCCCCUUGCCUCUCCUGUGCUCUCCAUCCUCUUUUCCCCUUGCCUCUCCUGUGCUCUCCAUCCUCUCUUCCCCUUGCCUCUCCUGUGCUCUCCAUCCUCUUUUCCCCUUGCCUCUCCUGUGCUCUCCAUCCUCUCUUCCCCUUGCCUCUCCUGUGCUCUCCAUCCUCUCUUCCCCUUGCCUCUCCUGUGCUCUCCAUCCUCUCUUCCCCUUGCCUCUCCUGUGCUCUCCAUCCUCUCUUCCCCUUGCCUCUCCUGUGCUCUCCAUCCUCUCUUCCCCUUGCCUCUCCUGUGCUCUCCAUCCUCUCUUCCCCUUGCCUCUCCUGUGCUCUCCAUCCUCUUUUCCCCUUGCCUCUCCUGUGCUCUCCAUCCUCUCUUCCCCUUGCCUCUCCUGUGCUCUCCAUCCUCUCUUCCCCUUGCCUCUCCUGUGCUCUCCAUCCUCUCUUCCCCUUGCCUCUCCUGUGCUCUCCAUCCUCUUUUCCCCUUGCCUCUCCUGUGCUCUCCAUCCUCUCUUCCCCUUGCCUCUACUGUGCUCUCCAUCCUCUUUUCCCCUUGCCUCUCCUGUGCUCUCCAUCCUCUUUUCCCCUUGCCUCUCCUGUGCUCUCCAUCCUCUCUUCCCCUUGCCUCUCCUGUGCUCUCCAUCCUCUUUUCCCCUUGCCUCUCCUGUGCUCUCCAUCCUCUCUUCCCCUUGCCUCUCCUGUGCUCUCCAUCCUCUCUUCCCCUUGCCUCUCCUGUGCUCUCCAUCCUCUCUUCCCCUUGCCUCUCCUGUGCUCUCCAUCCUCUUUUCCCCUUGCCUCUCCUGUGCUCUCCAUCCUCUCUUCCCCUUGCCUCUCCUGUGCUCUCCAUCCUCUCUUCCCCUUGCCUCUCCUUUGCUCUCCAUCCUCUCUUCCCCUUGCCUCUCCUGUGCUCUCCAUCCUCUCUUCCCCUUGCCUCUCCUGUGCUCUCCAUCCUCUCUUCCCCUUGCCUCUCCUGUGCUCUCCAUCCUCUCUUCCCCUUGCCUCUCCUGUGCUCUCCAUCCUCUUUUCCCCUUGCCUCUCCUGUGCUCUCCAUCCUCUCUUCCCCUUGCCUCUCCUGUGCUCUCCAUCCUCUCUUCCCCUUGCCUCUCCUGUGCUCUCCAUCCUCUCUUCCCCUUGCCUCUCCUGUGCUCUCCAUCCUCUCUUCCCCUUGCUUCUCCUGUGCUCUCCAUCCUCUUUUCCCCUUGCCUCUCCUGUGCUCUCCAUCCUCUCUUCCCCUUGCCUCUCCUGUGCUCUCCAUCCUCUUUUCCCCUUGCCUCUCCUGUGCUCUCCAUCCUCUUUUCCCCUUGCCUCUCCUGUGCUCUCCAUCCUCUCUUCCCCUUGCCUCUCCUGUGCUCUCCAUCCUCUUUUCCCCUUGCCUCUCCUGUGCUCUCCAUCCUCUCUUCCCCUUGCCUCUCCUGUGCUCUCCAUCCUCUCUUCCCCUUGCCUCUCCUGUGCUCUCCAUCCUCUCUUCCCCUUGCCUCUCCUGUGCUCUCCAUCCUCUCUUCCCCUUGCUUCUCCUGUGCUCUCCAUCCUCUUUUCCCCUUGCCUCUCCUGUGCUCUCCAUCCUCUCUUCCCCUUGCCUCUCCUGUGCUCUCCAUCCUCUUUUCCCCUUGCCUCUCCUGUGCUCUCCAUCCUCUUUUCCCCUUGCCUCUCCUGUGCUCUCCAUCCUCUCUUCCCCUUGCCUCUCCUGUGCUCUCCAUCCUCUUUUCCCCUUGCCUCUCCUGUGCUCUCCAUCCUCUCUUCCCCUUGCCUCUCCUGUGCUCUCCAUCCUCUCUUCCCCUUGCCUCUCCUGUGCUCUCCAUCCUCUCUUCCCCUUGCCUCUCCUGUGCUCUCCAUCCUCUCUUCCCCUUGCCUCUCCUGUGCUCUCCAUCCUCUCUUCCCCUUGCCUCUCCUGUGCUCUCCAUCCUCUCUUCCCCUUGCCUCUCCUGUGCUCUCCAUCCUCUUUUCCCCUUGCCUCUCCUGUGCUCUCCAUCCUCUCUUCCCCUUGCCUCUCCUGUGCUCUCGAUUCUCUCUUCCCCUUGCCUCUCCUGUGCUCUCCAUCCUCUCUUCCCCUUGCCUCUCCUGUGCUCUCCAUCCUCUUUUCCCCUUGCCUCUCCUGUGCUCUCCAUCCUCUUUUCCCCUUGCCUCUCCUGUGCUCUCCAUCCUCUCUUCCCCUUGCCUCUCCUGUGCUCUCCAUCCUCUCUUCCCCUUGCCUCUCCUUUGCUCUCCAUCCUCUCUUCCCCUUGCCUCUCCUGUGCUCUCCAUCCUCUCUUCCCCUUGCCUCUCCUGUGCUCUCCAUCCUCUCUUCCCCUUGCCUCUCCUGUGCUCUCCAUCCUCUCUUCCCCUUGCCUCUCCUGUGCUCUCCAUCCUCUUUUCCCCUUGCCUCUCCUGUGCUCUCCAUCCUCUCUUCCCCUUGCCUCUCCUGUGCUCUCCAUCCUCUCUUCCCCUUGCCUCUCCUGUGCUCUCCAUCCUCUCUUCCCCUUGCCUCUCCUGUGCUCUCCAUCCUCUUUUCCCCUUGCCUCUCCUGUGCUCUCCAUCCUCUCUUCCCCUUGCCUCUCCUGUGCUCUCCAUCCUCUUUUCCCCUUGCCUCUCCUGUGCUCUCCAUCCUCUCUUCCCCUUGCCUCUCCUGUGCUCUCCAUCCUCUCUUCCCCUUGCCUCUCCUGUGCUCUCCAUCCUCUCUUCCCCUUGCCUCUCCUGUGCUCUCCAUCCUCUUUUCCCCUUGCCUCUCCUGUGCUCUCCAUCCUCUCUUCCCCUUGCCUCUCCUGUGCUCUCCAUCCUCUCUUCCCCUUGCCUCUCCUGUGCUCUCCAUCCUCUCUUCCCCUUGCCUCUCCUGUGCUCUCCAUCCUCUUUUCCCCUUGCCUCUCCUGUGCUCUCCAUCCUCUCUUCCCCUUGCCUCUCCUGUGCUCUCCAUCCUCUUUUCCCCUUGCCUCUCCUGUGCUCUCCAUCCUCUCUUCCCCUUGCCUCUCCUGUGCUCUCCAUCCUCUCUUCCCCUUGCCUCUCCUGUGCUCUCCAUCCUCUCUUCCCCUUGCCUCUCCUGUGCUCUCCAUCCUCUCUUCCCCUUGCCUCUCCUGUGCUCUCCAUCCUCUUUUCCCCUUGCCUCUCCAGGCGUUCACCAUGGACGCGGUGCCACCAGCGCCAUCCGAGGUGGUGCGGGGCGGCAUCGCGCGCAACUUCCUCGCGCGCAGCCUCAUGGAGGCGCGCUGCAUUGAGGACGCCCUGCAGGCUGGACGAAUAUGAUUCCUCUCCAUCUCCAUCUCCCACGCAUCUCUCCCAUGCAUCUCUCCCAUGCCUCUCUCCCACACCCCUCGAGUUGGAUCUUGAGUCGAAUCAACUUCACCUCUCUCCCACACCCCUCGAGUUGGAUCUUGAGUCGAAUCAACUUCCCUCUCACCCCUCCCUCUCACCCCUCCCUCUCACCCCUCCCUCUCACCCCUCCCUCUCACCCCUCCCUCUCACCCCUCCCUCUCACCCCUCCCUCUCACCCCUCCCUCUCACCCCUCCCUCUCACCCCUCCCUCUCACCCUCCCUCUCACCCCUCCCUCUCACCCCUCCCUCUCACCCCUCCCUCUCACCCCUCCCUCUCACCCCUCCCUCUCACCCCUCCCUCUCACCCCUCCCUCUCACCCCUCCUCCCUCUCACCCCUCCCUCUCACCCCUCCCUCUCACCCCUCCCUCUCACCCCUCCCUCUCACCCCUCCCUCUCACCCCUCCCUCUCACCCCUCCCUCUCACCCCUCCCUCUCACCCCUCCCUCUCACCCCUCCCUCUCACCCCUCCCUCUCACCCCUCCCUCUCACCCCUCCCUCUCACCCCUCCCUCUCACCCCUCCCUCUCACCCCUCCCUCUCACCCCUCCCUCUCACCCCUCCCUCUCACCCCUCCCUCUCACCCUUCCCUCUCACCCCUCCCUCUCACCCCUCCCGUCUCUCGCCUCUGCCUGCCGUGGCUCACCUGACUGCCGCCUCCAGAUUCUCUCCAACUCCGAUGACGGUGACUUCCCCAUCUUCAAUGCCGGCAAGGUGUACGACGCGGGAGGUGAGGGGUGCACUGCUGGGGUGGAGUAGCAAGAGGUGCAGGCCCUGUGAUCCACUCUCUCCACCGCGCACAACUCGAUCCUGCGUGCCGCUGCUCAUCUCCCUCCGUCCCUGCAAGCACCACUCAUACCUCGCCCCUCCUCCUUCCCCUUUCCGCCCUGCAUCGCUUCUGCCACCACCAGGCCCGGUGAUCCACACGCUGCACAGUGCGCUCUUCAACCUCGAUGCGCGCACGCUCACGGUGCUGGGGGGCCGGCCCGCUCAUGGCAACGUGCUGCAUGAGUUCGAUGUGUGA